AUGCUAGUGAAUGGGAAGUACAGCGACGCAUUCUCCUGGGAAAAGAAGAUCGAGCAGGCCCUCUCCCAACUCGACAACCUCGAGGCCUACAUCAAAAAGACCGUUGCCGAACUCCCCGACGAGCCUGGUCUCAUCGUUGAAGUUAUUAUCGACACCUGCUGGACGAAUAACAUUCUCGUGGCAGCGCUUGAUAAAGCAUGA
Molecule: messenger RNA, 201 nt
Organism: Aspergillus tanneri
Lineage: Eukaryota; Fungi; Ascomycota; Eurotiomycetes; Eurotiales; Aspergillaceae
Exons: 3
Coding region: 1-201 (66 amino acids)
Source: RefSeq, a predicted model, not a curated record